This is a messenger RNA of Talpa occidentalis (Iberian mole), 1456 nucleotides long. RefSeq names its product mesoderm development LRP chaperone (gene MESD). NCBI's taxonomy places the organism in Eukaryota, Metazoa, Chordata, Mammalia, Eulipotyphla, Talpidae. Gene Ontology annotation, molecular function: low-density lipoprotein particle receptor binding. Gene Ontology annotation, biological process: protein folding. The transcript is spliced from 3 exons. The coding region runs from base 1 to 642 and encodes 213 amino acids. The record is from RefSeq and is a predicted model, not a curated record.
AUGGCGGCGUCCGGGUGGGCGCGCGCGGCGGUGCUGCUGCUCUGCGCCUCCGAGCUGUUGCUGCCGCCUGCGGGCUGCGCGGCCGAGGGCCCGGCCGGGACGCCGGGCGAGGCGACCCCACAGCCUCGGAAGAAGAAGGACAUCCGCGACUACAACGACGCGGACAUGGCGCGCCUGCUGGAGCAGUGGGAGAAAGACGACGACAUAGAGGAGGGGGACCUGCCGGAGCACAAGCGGCCCUCGGCGCCCAUCGACUUCUCCCAGAUCGACCCCGGCAAGCCCGAGAGCAUCCUGAGGAUGACGAAGAAGGGGAAGACGCUCAUGAUGUUUGUCACCGUGUCCGGGAGCCCCACCGAGAAGGAGACGGAGGACAUCACCAGCCUGUGGCAGGGCAGCCUCUUCAACGCCAACUACGAUGUGCAGAGGUUCAUCGUGGGGGCGGACAGGGCCAUCUUCAUGCUCCGUGACGGGAGCUACGCCUGGGAGAUCAAGGACUUCCUGGUUGGCCAGGACCGGUGUGCAGAGGUGACGCUGGAGGGGCAGGUGUACCCCGGCAGAGGCGCAGGCAAGGAGAAGAACAGGGCGAAGCAGCAGGCCCAGAAGGAGGACCGUCGGGCCGGGAAGGGGAGGGAAGACCUGUGAGGCCCUCCCCGACGGCGCCAGCUCCUUCCAGAAGGGACCUGCGGCGAGGCUGCUGCGGCCAGCACCAGGGUGGCUGUGGACAGGAUUACGGGGGGGACGACAGGUCAGUGAUGGACACGGCGCCUGCGUUGGGCGUUUGUGCUGACAUCAGCGGGCACGGGCUGCGUCCCUCGUCUCUGCCGGGCUGUGGGCUCCCAGGGGCCGUGGCCGCUGCCUCCCGGUGCCUGGUCCCUCUGCCCUGCUGCCCAGUCUUGUGCGCUGUUGGCCGGAGGGCUGGGCCCAGUCAGAUGGUGUCUUCAGGCCUCGGCCAUCACUGGUCCGGCUCAGCAGCUGCAGGUGUGCUGUCGUCGCCGGGCCGGGUGUGGGUCCCCGAUGCCUGGUCAGCCAGGCCCCGAGGAUGUCCUUGUCCCUGCGUGGGCACCACAGGCAGGGCACUCACCGAGGGCCCUCUGCUCCGAGUCUCCGCUGGAGCCCUUGCCUGAGGGCCCUGGGCAUCUGUCAGCCUGGGCGUGGCUCGAGCCUGGCCUUGGUGUCCGCUUCAGGGACAAAGCUGGUGUCGCGGGCCUCGUCCUGCGGCGUGGCGCCAAGCAGCCUUGCUGGUGCCCGAGCCCUGCCCUCGCCAAGUGCCUGCACCUGGAUGCCCUGCCCGCGCCAUCUCGUUUUCGCUGGCAAGGUGGCGCCAACUAGGAUCCUGCCAUGGACUUUGUGAACAGGUGUUGCUUCUGAGAACCCAGAUAUUUGUAAAACUCUUCAGUUGUGAUUUUAACAAAAUAAAAACCGCACGUGUCACCAGGGUGGAUGGCGGCAUCAUUCC